Messenger RNA from Monomorium pharaonis (pharaoh ant), 1119 nucleotides. Its product is annotated as PITH domain-containing protein CG6153. NCBI's taxonomy places the organism in Eukaryota, Metazoa, Arthropoda, Insecta, Hymenoptera, Formicidae. Gene Ontology annotation, cellular component: nucleus. The transcript has 6 exons. The record is from RefSeq and is a predicted model, not a curated record. The coding region runs from base 280 to 876 and encodes 198 amino acids.
UCUACGACGAAAACAUUAUUUACCGACCGGUUAAGUAGAUCGUCGAAAAAGAAGAGCUAGGGGGUUUCAAUGUAAAUAAUUCCGUAGGGUAGUUUAUAGUUCUCACAUUUCUCCUCAUCUUUAUUCGACUUUCAACUAUCAACGGAAGUCUAUCAUUCACACGUGAAAUAUUGUUUUAUCAUAAUUAUUAAGAUCAUUAUUAAGGUUAUCUUACUGAGUAAACUUAACCUUAAUUUAAUAACGUUUUACAUUUAUAAAGAAAUCAAGGACCCAUAGAUAAUGGAACAUCGUUGUAUGUGUGAAGGUGUACAUGAUACAACAGAUUUAGGAGUUGGUUAUAAUUCAUUGUACGAAAAAAUAGACAAAGACAGAGUAGAGUGCUUGAAUGAGCUUGAGGAAGGCACUGGUGUUAAAGUUUUCAAAACAUGGGAAGAAAGACUAGAUAAAUCAGAGUAUGUUGAAAGUGAUACUGAUUCUGAGCUUUUGUUUAAUAUACCUUUUACUGGAAAUGUAAAGUUAAAGGGCCUUAUUGUGAUUAGCAAUGAAGAAUAUUUUCCUACUAGCGUAAAACUGUAUAAGAACCGUCCACACAUGCUGAUUGAUGAUAGACCAACUCCGGAUCAAGAAUUUGAAUUGAUUACAGAUAUAUAUGGAGUACAUGAAUAUCCCAUAAAAACAGUCAAGUUUUCGUCAGUACAGCAUUUGAGCCUUCAUUUCAGUGGUAACAUAGAAAAACUUCAAAUUUAUUACAUUGGUCUCAAAGGAGAAUGGACGCCAGCUCAUAAACAUGGUGUAACUAUUUGUACAUACGAAGCACGUCCCCUAAUCAGCGAUCAUCCAACAGAUUUUAAUGAAGUUGGCAGAGCAAUUAAAUGAUAUGAAUUAAAACCUGUUUUUGCAAAAUUAUGGUUUUAAAUACAGGAAACUAAUAUUGAAAAGUAAUAAAAUAAUAUAUUCUAUUAUGGCAGUUCUAUAUAAUUAAUGUUUUUGAAUGAAGAACACAUUCAUAAAUUUUGGUAACAGUUUUAUUUUAAUUACGUAUAUGUAUAUGUUCGUAUCUUAUUGGAAUUAUGUGUUCUAUGAUAAAACGUACAUUAAAGACCUUACAUAUUUAACAAA